GGCAUAUAUGGAAGAAUCCUUAAAGAAGAGCCAAACGCCUUAAAGAACGUAACCUAAUUUAAAUAGGUAAAAAAGAAAAAAGGAAAAAAGGAAAAAAGCCAUCUCCGUCAUGGCUGGAAAGUUUCUGGAAAUGACGGAGAAAUAAAAGAGAUUUCAUCACUCCCAACCUCUAAAAAAUGGAAGCCGAAGGUCUCUUAGCCUCGUCUUCCUCUCUCCGUCUUUCUCUCUUCUCUGACGUAUCCAGGUUGCCGGAAAGUAGCCAGUCUACCUAUUUAAUUUUGGAAUAGGGAUGUAGCUUUCAGAUACAAAUCAUUCAUUCCCUGUGUUCUUCCCUAUGCAUAAUUCUUCACGCACACGUUUUCUUUCUUUAAACCUUCCCCUUUUCUUCCCCUUUUACCUUUUCUCCAUCAAAUCUUUUUCUCUCCUGUCGCCCACCCACAGAUAUGAUUUCCUCUCCCAAGAACAUAAAAACACCCAUUAAAAUUCCCUUUCCGUCCAUACCUCUUUUAUAGGAAAAACAAAAACAAAAAAAAAACCCCAUUUCACAAGACACCAUGGUUCUGCGAAACCUGAUUCUUCUCGGAUUCGUAAUUGUUUGGCUUCUCGUGAUGAUUCGGGUGCUUCUUUUCAAGACGGGGUUGAUUUAUAUCGUGAAGAAAUGGUGGAGAUGGAUCGAGGAUUGUUUUCAUGUGAACCAGUUCCUCAAAGUCCCCGAAUACAACGAGAGCAUGCAGGAGAAUCAGCUUUAUAAGAAAGUGUCGCUUUAUCUUAAUUCCUUGUCUACCCUCGAAGAUUCCGACUUCACCAACCUAGUCACCGGGAAGAAGCCGCACGACAUCGUUCUCUGCCUCGACCCCAACCAGACCGUCGAGGACAACUUUCUCGGUGCCGUCCUAACCUGGACCAACGGCGACAACGUCGAACAAAACGGUUGCAGAAGCUUCGUGUUGAAGGUCAGAAAGGCCGACAAGCGCAGAAUCCUCAAGCCGUAUCUCCAGCACAUCCACACGGUGGCCGACGAAAUCGAGCAGAGAAAGCAGCGGGACUUGAAGCUCUACCUGAAUAUCAAACACCCAGACGAAGACGAAGAUCUUCAUCAUCAGCAUCUUCAUCGCCGCGGUGCAGGUCACGUACGGUGGAGAUCCGUUCCCUUCACGCACCCUUCGACGUUCGACACUAUCGCCAUGGAAGACGAUCUCAAAAACAAGGUGAAGUCCGACCUCGAAUCCUUCCUCAAAGCCAAACAGUAUUAUCACCGGCUAGGCCGCGUUUGGAAGCGGAGCUUCCUCUUAUACGGCCCCUCCGGGACUGGGAAGUCGAGCUUUGUGGCGGCGAUGGCUAAUUUCCUAUCCUACGAUGUCUACGAUAUUGAUCUUUCGAAGGUUCUGAACGAUUCCGAUCUGAAUUUUCUUUUGUUACAAACGACGAGCAAGUCUAUCAUUGUUAUGGAAGACCUCGAUCGGUUUCUGAUUGAGAAAUCAACGGCCGUGAGCUUGUCGGGCGUGUUGAACUUCAUGGAUGGGAUAUUAAAUUCGUGCUGCGCAGAAGAGAGGGUUAUGGUUUUCACGAUGAAUUGCAAGGAUCACAUUGACCCGGCUCUACUUAGACCGGGUCGUAUCGAUGUUCAUAUCCAUUUUCCUCUCUGUGAUUUUUUGGCGUUCAAAACUUUGGCCAAUAGCUACCUGGGGGUCAAGGACCACAAGCUUUUCUCUCAGGUGGAGGAGAUUUUCCAGAGCGGGUCGAGUUUGAGCCCGGCCGAGAUCGGCGAGCUGAUGAUUGCGAACCGGAACUCGCCGAGCCGGGCUAUAAAAUCGGUCAUCACUGCGUUGCAAACGGACGGCGAUGGGAGGGGGGUCGGGAAAAUCGGACCGCGGUUGGGGAAUAGCGGGCCGAGGAAGUCCGUGGAGGAAGCGGGCGAAACGGGUGGGGCUUUUUGCAACGAAACGGGUCAUACGGUGAAGGAGUUUCGUAAACUAUACGGUUUCUUGAGAUUGAAGACCAACAAGGUCUCUCAUUCUCACUCGUUCGAUUCGGGUUCGACGCCGAAGGACGGGUGAAUGAUUCUCUACACUUCGAAACGUUUCGGGACAAAAAAAAAAAAAAACCACCGUUUCGGACGUGUCAAUAUUUCAAUGGGGGUACCAGAAUGAAAUUCAGAUAGGCCGGCAUAUCUUUUAGACGUCAUCAAUUGGUGCUAUGAUUACUUGUUCACAUGCAAACACAGGCAUAGUUUACUGGUGUCAGAAUUUGAUUGGUUGGAGCCUUUGCAGAUGCCCCAAUUAGAAUAUGAUUCUAUGAUGUUUAUUCUUCCUGAACAAAAAGUGUUUUGCCUUCAUCAAAUGUUUUUUGUUUUUUUUUUUUACUUUGUUAGGUAGCCCCGUGGGAAUGUAUAUCACAAUAUUUGUUUGAUGGUUAAUAGGAUACAAUUAAAUAGAUGGUACAUGCUCCCGUGUACAGUUGGUUCA
Corylus avellana is the source of this 2465-nucleotide messenger RNA. Its product is annotated as P-loop containing nucleoside triphosphate hydrolases superfamily protein. The record is from RefSeq and is a predicted model, not a curated record. Gene Ontology annotation, molecular function: ATP binding; ATP hydrolysis activity. Lineage: Eukaryota; Viridiplantae; Streptophyta; Magnoliopsida; Fagales; Betulaceae.